This is a messenger RNA of Centrocercus urophasianus (Greater sage-grouse), 2292 nucleotides long. RefSeq names its product leucine rich repeat and fibronectin type III domain containing 2 (gene LRFN2). The transcript has 2 exons. NCBI's taxonomy places the organism in Eukaryota, Metazoa, Chordata, Aves, Galliformes, Phasianidae. Bases 1 to 2292 code for a protein of 763 amino acids. Gene Ontology annotation, molecular function: protein binding. The record is from RefSeq and is a predicted model, not a curated record. Gene Ontology annotation, cellular component: postsynaptic density membrane; cell surface.
AUGGAAAAAUUGCUCUGUGGCAUCCUGGUGUUUGGAAUGGCUGUCAUGGUCAAUGCUUGUCCCAAAUAUUGCGUCUGCCAGAACCUGUCUGAGUCGCUUGGGACUUUGUGUCCCUCGAAGGGUCUGCUGUUUGUACCGCUAGACAUAGAUCGAAGGACUGUUGAGCUUCGACUUGGGGGAAACUUUAUUAUUAAUAUCAGCCGACAGGAUUUUGCCAAUAUGUCUGGGCUCGUUGACCUCACAUUGUCCAGAAACACCAUCAGUUAUAUACAGCCGUACUCUUUCACUGACUUGGAGAGCCUUCGGUCUUUGCAUCUGGACAGCAACAGGCUGCCUGACAUUGGAGAAGAUAUUUUGAGAGGCUUAAUUAACCUUCAGCACUUGAUUUUAAACAACAACCAGCUAACCAGCAUCUCUGAUGAAGCCUUUGAGGAUUUUUUGCUGACGUUGGAAGACUUAGACCUUUCCUACAAUAACCUCCGAAGCAUUCCCUGGGAAUCUAUAAGGAAGAUGAUAAACUUGCACCAGCUCAGUUUAGAUCAUAACCUGAUAGACUAUAUUACGGAGGGGACGUUUGCAGAUCUUCAGAAAUUAGCCAGAUUGGAUCUAACAUCCAACAGACUUCAGAAGCUUCCCCCUGACCCUAUCUUUGCCAGAUCUCAAGUAAUUCCAUUAGCUGUUACCCCGUUUUCUCCACCUUUGUCUCUCAGCUUUGGGGGUAACCCACUACAUUGCAACUGUGAGCUGUUGUGGUUGAGGAGACUUGACAGGGAUGACGAUAUGGAAACUUGUGCUUCUCCUCCGGGUCUAAAGGGAAGGUACUUCUGGUAUGUACGGGAGGAAGAAUUUGUUUGUGAGCCUCCUCUUAUCACACAACAUACUCACAAGUUGCUGGUUUUAGAAGGGCAAACUGCCACACUGAAAUGCAAAGCCAUUGGGGAUCCCACACCCAUCAUUCACUGGGUGGCCCCUGACGACCGCCUCAUCGGAAACUCUUCAAGGACAUCUGUCUAUGACAAUGGCACCUUAGAUAUUCUCAUCACUACAUCCAAGGAUUAUGGGACUUUCACUUGCAUAGCAGCCAAUGCUGCUGGAGAAUCGACUGCAACAAUAGAGCUCUCAAUUGUUCAGCUCCCUCAUCUCAGCAAUGGCACAGGCCGAGCUGCCCCACCAAAGUCCAGGCUUUCAGACAUCACCAGCUCCAGCAAGUCUAAUCGAGGGGAAACAAAAGGCCCACCAGAAAGGGCAGUGCUGGUGUCAGAAGUGACCACUACCUCAGCUUUGGUGAAGUGGACUGUGAGCAAGUCAGCCCCCCGAGUAAAAAUGUAUCAGUUGCAGUACAACUGUUCGGAUGAUGAAGUCCUGAUCUACAGGAUGAUUCCUGCUACAAACAAAGCAUUUGUCGUAAACAACCUUGUUUCUGGAACAGGCUAUGACCUCUGUGUUCUGGCAAUGUGGGAUGACACCGCCACUACUCUUACUGCCACCAAUAUUGUAGGGUGCGCCCAAUUCUUCACCAAAGAAGACUACCCUCAGUGCCAGUCAAUGCACAGCCAUUUCCUGGGUGGGACCAUGAUUCUGAUCAUUGGGGGCAUCAUUGUGGCAACUCUGUUGGUGUUCAUUGUAAUACUGAUGGUCCGCUACAAGGUCUGCAACAACUCCCAAGGGAAGAUGUCCAACGUCAGCAACGUCUACUCACAGACAAAUGGAGCACAACCGGUUCAAAAUGGAGUCCUGCCCCAAGUCAACCCCAAAGUGGUGGUGAGAAACGAACUUAUGGAGUUUAACUCUGGGUCUGUGAGAAGCAGCAUCUCCUCUUCUUCCAGCUCUGUGAAUAGCCGUGACUGUGAUAACUAUAGCCUCCAAAGUGAACAGGGCACAUUGUCCAGUAAGUGGAGGCCCCCCUCGAGGUCAAAACACAACAUUGACCGUCUAAUGGGAGCUUUUGCCUCCCUGGAACUGAAAUGUCAGAAAAAGGAGGAGACGACAGACUCCAGAACUUCCACGGCGGCCCGCCAUUCAGACAAAGAACCACUGCUGGGCCAGCCGGAGUCCAAAUUUCGCAGCCUCCUCAUGUUACCUCUGGAGGGCAAAACUAAACGUAGCCAUUCUUUUGACAUGGGGGACUUUGCUACAUCUCAGUGUUGUACCUACCCAAAAAAGAUAACGAACAUUUGGACAAAGAGGAGCCUCUCGGUGAAUGGCAUGCUUUUACAGUACGAUGACAAUGACCUAACAGGGGCAAAAGGGACUUACGGGAGUUCAGAGUGGGUAAUGGAAAGCACAGUGUAA